AUGUUUAGUUACAUAUGGAUCGUAAUAAGUGCUAUUACUAUUGUCAUCAUCGUCACAUUAGUUGGACUUCGAUUAACAAAUUCUUAUAAAGCAAAAGCAAAUAGACAAAAUGCUAUUGAUAAAGAUGCAUUUAUCGAUUUAGAACAAUUAAUCGAUCAACCAUCAAUAUUUAUUAUAUCAAAUGAUAUUAUUGAUGAUGUAAAUUUAAAACAAAAACAAUAUCAACAACGAUCGAAAGAAGCUUUAUCCGUAACAGAAACAGGUAACAUUUCAAAUACAAUGAUUCAACAUACAAGAGACUAUUUAUCAACACAUGUCCAAUACUCACAACCACAAACAACUGUUUCCGAUCUAUUAACAGAUAAAAUAACAAUUGACUAUUGA
Didymodactylos carnosus is the source of this 384-nucleotide messenger RNA. Lineage: Eukaryota; Metazoa; Rotifera; Eurotatoria; Philodinida; Philodinidae. The record is from the annotation of a GenBank genome assembly.